This is a messenger RNA of Dermacentor silvarum, 5013 nucleotides long. Its product is annotated as multiple epidermal growth factor-like domains protein 6. Gene Ontology annotation, molecular function: protein binding; calcium ion binding; scavenger receptor activity. Bases 191 to 3583 code for a protein of 1130 amino acids. NCBI's taxonomy places the organism in Eukaryota, Metazoa, Arthropoda, Arachnida, Ixodida, Ixodidae. The transcript has 27 exons. The record is from RefSeq and is a predicted model, not a curated record.
CUGCUGCCGCUGCUGCUCAAGAACCUCUGGGUGCUGUGCAACAGCCGAGAGGAGAGACAGGCCUCCGAGUUAACUUGGUAAUUUGCAUGAGAUGGCUGCGUCGCCUUGGCCGCAAGAAAGCUCGUUUGCUUGCCAGGUCAUCUGGCGUCAUUAGCGAUAUCUCAUCAGUGGGCCAAAGGUCACCGGAGCAAUGCAUCUCGUCUGGACGGUGCUGUGCUUACAAGUAUGCGCGGUCCUUGGCUUGGUGCUCGGCGCGGACGAGGUUCAGCUUGAUCCAAGCAUGCCGAACGUGUGCGCCUACCGAAAAUCGGAGACGGUGCGCGUUUCGAAACCGAGCCGGCGAGCUCGCACGCAGAUGGUGAAGAUACGAAUCGCCAACUGCUCCCACGCACAAGCCGAGUGCUUCGAGUACCAACCGAGGACAGUUCACUAUGUGGCGUACGAAGACAGGCUGGAGCGUCGGUACACCACUGCUUACCGAUGUUGCGAGGGCUGGACGAGGCGCAUAGGCGAAAGAGGAUGCCUGCAUCGAUCGCUGGCUUACGCGGACGCCGCGCAAUGCCUCAACGGCGGCCGUAGUCGCCGGCACAGCCGGCAGUUCGGCGAGCCGCACUGCAUCUGUCCGCCCGGCUACCAGGGUCCUCGGUGCGAGUCCGACGUAGACGAGUGCCUGGCCGAGAACCGCUGCACCCACGACUGCGUCAACACGUUCGGCUCGUACCGCUGCUCCUGCCAUCCGGGCUACCAACUCGCCGGUGACGGGGCUUCCUGUUUCCGCAUCGAUGUGCAGGAAAUACACGAGUGUGGCAUUGACAACGCCGGCUGUGAGCACAACUGCCGCGUCACUCGGUCCGGGCCCGAGUGUUCCUGCCGCGACGGCUACAGACUUCUUUCUGACAAGAAGUCUUGCGAAGACAUCGACGAAUGUCUAGAACAGCCGGACCGUUGUGAGCAUCGCUGCCAAAACUUGGACGGCUCCUUCCGAUGCACGUGUCCAUCUGGCCUGCAGCUAGCCGAAGACGGCAGAACGUGCAAACUCACUCAAUGUUCGGAAGGACUAUUCGGCGAGAAAUGCGACCAUCCAUGUCGAGCCUGCAAACACGGCACGUGUGAUUCCGCCGCCAAAAUAUGUCGCUGCCAGCCAGGAUACGUCGGAGAAUUUUGCGACGCGAAGUGUCCCCAGGGUACGUUCGGUGCUGACUGCAAAGAGAAGUGCCUCUGCAACGUCUCCGCCGUGUGCAAUCACAAGACAGGUCGCUGCACCUGCAGACCGGACGCGAACGGGAAGCAUCGUUGUAACGACGUGUGCCCUUUCGGACGUUUCGGUGACAGGUGUGAUCGCCUGUGUCCCGACGAUUGCCCGAGCGGCCGCUGUCACCGACGUUUCGGCUAUUGCGAGUGUCCUCCCGCCAGCCACGGCCGAUUCUGCAACCUCCCGUGCGCGCCCUUCACGCAUGGACCAAGCUGUUCCAGGAUGUGCAAGUGCGACCGCGCAAACACCCUUCGGUGCGACCCCGUGAGUGGGGAGUGCGUGUGCCGAGAGGGCUUCACGGGCGGCAAGUGUAAGCACCGCUGCCCGAAGGGAACGUGGGGCGCCCUCUGUGCCCACAAAUGCAACUGCUCCAGCUGCGAUCCCAUCACUGGGGGGUGCAACCCGGCUGCUGCCGACUGCGAGCAAUCCGGAGACUGCAGCCAAGUUUCCUGCCGGGGCGAAAGCUGUGCAAAACCACUGCGAUGCGACUGCAGAAAUGGAGGCACCUGCAACAAGAAAACUGGGAAAUGCCGCUGUGCCCGAGGGUACAGAGGAGAAUUCUGUGAACACACUUGUGUUCCAGGCACUUUUGGUGCCAACUGUUCCAAGAAGUGUCGCUGCGCCAACAACGCUGAGUGCGACCGAGUCACGGGCCAGUGCCUCUGCACGUCCGGUUGGCACGGACCUCACUGCACCAUGCCCUGUCCCGAGGGCCAGUACGGACGCAACUGCAGCCGGCGCUGCGAGUGCGAGCCGAACGCGGUGUGCGACCCCAUGAGUGGAUCCUGCACCUGCGGGCCCGGAUGGGUGGGCAGCUUCUGCGAGCGCCGAUGCCCCGACGGCUUCCACGGGCCCGAAUGCAAGCUGCGAUGCCGGUGUCCCAAUGGACGGGGCUGUCACCACGUCACUGGGCAGUGCGGGUGCACUGAUGCAUCUGGCGCCGACUGUCCGGUCGCGUCCUUACAGGAGCUGUUUGCGGAAACACGUCCUCCGACUGAGACCAAGUUGGAAGCAUUGAUUGCAGUCCCCAUCGCUGCCAAGCCCCACUGUCGUUGCCAGCACGGAGCCACCUGUUCUCAAGUCGACGGCACAUGUCACUGCAGGCCGGGUUUCCAAGGUCGUCACUGCGAAUCGGUCUGCCCGGGAGGUUUCUUCGGGGAAGGCUGCGCCAACAGGUGCAACUGCAGGCCAUGGGAGCCCUGCGACCACGUGACCGGAGCCUGCCGCUGUCAUCCCGGUAAAGAAGGGCCUAGCUGCGAGCAAAAGUGCAAGGACGGCUGGUACGGUCACGGAUGUUCGCAGCGCUGCAGUUGUCCCGCCGGUAUCGGCUGUCACCACGAGAGUGGAGACUGCCUGUGUCGUCCCGGCUUCAAAGGAAAACAGUGCAAUGAAGCUUGUCCGAUCGGCUCAUACGGAUUAGGGUGCAAACGAAAAUGUCUCUGUGAACACGGACAUUGCGACCGCGCGUCUGGAAAAUGUGACUGCUUCCCCGGCUACACCGGGAGCAUCUGCGACCAAGCGUGUCCUGACGGUAACUUCGGGAAAUACUGCAACAGAUCCUGUAACUGCCAGAAUGGCGGUGUUUGCGACUCCACCGAUGGAAGUUGUCGCUGUCCCCCGGGCGUCACCGGAAAGCGUUGCGAAAAAGACUGCCCACCUGGUAGGCACGGUCCCGGGUGCUCCUUGAACUGCUCCUGCUCUCACGGUCACUGUGAUUCGAAGACGGGCGCAUGUCUGUGCUCGCCUGGCUUUCAAGGAACAAGGUGCGACAAGGUGUGUUCUCCGGGUAACUACGGCCCAGGCUGCUCCCUCAAGUGCGAGUGCCGAAACGAUACGUCUUGCGACUCUGUAACCGGGGCCUGCAGCUGCAAACCGGGCUUCACGGGACCAAUAUGCUCGACAGAAUGCCCGAAGGGCACAUUCGGCGAGUACUGUGCAAUGAGCUGUCACUGCCAAAAUGGCGAACGCUGUGAUCCAAGAACAGGACUCUGCAGCUGCGCUGAUGGCUUUAUGGGAGAAUCCUGCGAGCAAGCGUGCGACGAAGGCUGGUACGGCAAGCACUGCGCGCUUCGGUGCUCGUGCGGUGGCCACGGCUGCGACGGCGUCACGGGGAAAUGCCGAUGUCCCCCUGGCCGUGUUGGUAGUCACUGCGAGAAAGUUUGCUCCGACAAGUUUUACGGCCCAGGCUGCGGUCUGCUGUGCAAAUGUCCUCGAGGCUCGAAAUGCAAUCCCAUGAAUGGUCAAUGCAGUUGUCCUUUCGGACUGUCCGGCCCACUGUGCACGGACAAUGAAAAAGAAGAUGGCUUGCCUGAAGGAUCAGCGCUCAGCUAGGCGUGAGCAGAUGGAAAGCUCUUCGUCUGCCACAGCGGUGAGCUCCGAUGCACAUGACAGGAGCCUGACGACGCCUGCGCAUCCCCCGGACAGGAGAUAUCCUGGAUCUUGGACAAUCCUGCCACUCGCCCUCAGGAAAUUAGACACACACCGAGCGCAGAGUCCGUGCUCGCUGCGUCUUUCUAUAGCUCGCUUUGUUGAGCACAGUAUUAUUUGAGGUACUUUGCAAGCUUUGUACGUGCAGUUUGUGAUGAGAACCAAGCCGGAGGCCGACAAGCACAUUGCGCCGAGGCAUUCCGACAGUAUGUGUGUGCUGCAUUGGCCGUUUGAGCUACUUUUGCUUGAAUCUACCAAGCUGCUUAUGAGGACCUCAGCCUGCUGAGGGAGAAUCGGACUUUCGGUGAGGUUGCAAAUCAAAGACACCGCUCUAGUCAUGACGUUAAGAAGUAGCGGGAAAUUUUCGUAUUUGGAUCCCCACAGAACUUUGGCGAAUAGUACAACCUUUAUGAAAACGUCAAACCACGUUUUUUCUGUGUUCCCACCAGAGCUGAGGGAGUCGAAAAGCUCCCUGCCAGCCUUGUACAUCAGCACGCGCAAGAGGACGCAAGCUGCGUAAACGUGGCUCGCCGUGUUGCGCUGGCACAAGUCCGGAAACUUCUUGUAAUUGGUGACUAGUUGUAGGGCGUGGAGCAGAAUGUUCGUGUGAUCCGCGAGGCACUCGAAGACGACAGCGCGACUCUCGGCGCCGUGUAGCCAGCUGCCGAGCCACGCCGCCUGGGUGUCCGCUGACGCGAAGGACUUCCAGAUGCGAGAAAAGUUGUCGUAAAUGCUGUCGUCCAUGAGCGCGAGAGCCUGCUCUAUGACAUGCCUGAUGGCCUUGCGCGGAAAUCGCAGCCACUGGCGCGGUAAGUUUCUGUGGUACACGUUCAGCAACUCCACAACGUCAACCGGCCCCGCGGAGCGGCCGUGGGGUUUUGAUGACGGCGCGGACGAAUUGUGCUUGCAAACUUGAUCCCUAGCUGCGAGCAGUAGGCUGGUAUAAGUGUGUUCGAACACUACGCCUCCGGAGGACAGCAUUGUCCAGAACAGGCGCAGCGUUUCGCGCUUGAUGACCGUCGAAGGGUGCAGCAGCAAAGACCUGAUCCAUUCUUCGAGCACGGGCCACUCGUCACAGGCGACCAAGUUCUCGUAGUUGGAAACGUUGUUCAGAAUAUCAAUGGCGUGAAGCUUAGAAGACGGCGACGGCGACCGUAUGAGGUUGCACACUUCCCGGAUGUGAUCGGUAGACAAGGCGACGUUACCUCCCAUCAACGAACUUUCGCUCAGCAUGCUCGCGAUCGACGCUGUGCUGUCCUGACGAACCAGGUCUUUUUUCGGUGUGCCCACCGUCUCGCGGCGGCUCUGCGCAAUAAAGUCCUUUUCCUCGCCUU